Messenger RNA from Osmia bicornis bicornis, 3530 nucleotides. RefSeq names its product integrin alpha-PS1 (gene mew). NCBI's taxonomy places the organism in Eukaryota, Metazoa, Arthropoda, Insecta, Hymenoptera, Megachilidae. Gene Ontology annotation, cellular component: integrin complex; external side of plasma membrane. Gene Ontology annotation, biological process: cell adhesion mediated by integrin; cell-cell adhesion; integrin-mediated signaling pathway. The record is from RefSeq and is a predicted model, not a curated record. Bases 19 to 3315 code for a protein of 1098 amino acids. Gene Ontology annotation, molecular function: integrin binding. The transcript has 17 exons.
AACCAAAAUUAAUAAAAAAUGAAAAACUAUCAGUUAACGUGGUUUAUUUUAAAUAUAUACUUGGUAUAUACUUUUAAUUUGGAACCAAGAAUACCUGUUAUUAAAAAAGGAUUAAAUGGUUCUUAUUUCGGCUAUUCUGUAGCUGAACAUCAAGAAAUUCCUGAUGAUAACACAGAAAAACCAAAAAGUUGGAUGUUAAUUGGUGCUCCUUUAGACCAAAAUAGACAACCAUCAACUAAUAGGUCUGGUGCAUUAUGGCAAUGCCCUUUGACAACAUUUAAAACAGAUUGUACUCAAGUGAUCACAGAUGGACGACUAACAGAAGAAGGGGGUCUGUAUGAUACAAGUUUUGAAUCUGAUAAUUUAGUACCACCUGGUAAUGAUGAAAUCAAAGAUAAUCAAUGGCUAGGAGUAACAGUACGCAGUCAAGGCAUUGGUGGCAAAGUAAUGGUUUGUGCACACAGACAUGUUGUAAAAACAGCAGAUUCACAAUGGGGACAAGGGCAAUGUUACAUAUUAACACAAGACUUAAAAUACCAAGAUUUAAAAAAACCUUGUUCUGGAAAACCUACAAACAAAGCUCAUGAGCAAUUUGGAUAUUGUCAAGCUGGAACAAGUGGUGUACUUACUUCAGAAGAUCGUGUAGUUAUUGGUACUCCAGGUCCACAUACUUGGAGAGGAACUCUAUACCUAUUUACAAUUUCAGACGAAUUUUUAACUAGAGAUAAUACUGUUUAUAAUGCUCCAAUGCAAGAUGCUUCCCCUGUCAGUAAAUACAGCUAUUUAGGAAUGUCAGUUACGGUCGGAAAUUUCUUUGGAACUGGAUUAGCUUAUGCUGCUGGAGCACCCCGGUCAAAUGGUACAGGUCAAGUUAUAUUGCUUACAAGACGUGACUUUAAACCAGAUAUGGAUGUUGCUUUUAUUUUGGAUGGUGAACAAUUUGCCUCAAGCUUUGGAUAUGAAAUUACUUCAGCAGAUGUUAAUGGAGACAAAGUUACUGAUCUUAUUGUAGCAGCACCGUUUUACUUUAGUAAGGUAGAAGGGGGUGCCGUAUAUGUAUAUACAUCAUUACAAAAAACUUACAAGGAGGGUGAAAAAAGUAAACCUGUAAAACUUGUCGGGCGUGAAGAAUCAAGAUUUGGGUUUGCAUUGACAAAUUUGGGAGAUUUAAAUAAAGAUGGAUAUGAAGAUAUUGCUGUUGGUGCACCUUAUGAAAAGAAAGGAACUGUGUACAUAUACCUUGGCUCAAAGAAUGGAAUAAUUACAAUUCCAUCGCAGGUAAUUCAUGCAGAUGACAUGCCAGAACCACUACAAACAUUUGGUUAUUCAUUGAGUGGUGGAAUUGAUAUGGAUCAAAAUGGAUAUGCUGAUCUACUAGUAGGUGCUUAUGAAAACGAUGCUGUAGCACUUCUUCGAUCGAAAAAAAUCAUUGACAUAACUACUUACAUUCGCUAUUUGAAAAAAGAUGGUACAUAUCAAGAAAAAAUAGAACCUAUUGAUCCGAACAAAGUUGGUUGUCCAGAAGACCCAAAUUCAAAUCAUACAUGUUUUUCAUUUGAAGCCUGUUGUAAAACAGAAUCUCUUGUAAAGGAAGACGACAUGCAAAAUUUAAAAUUGAAUUAUUAUAUUGAAGCCGAAACAUAUACUGGAGUUAAAAAAUUUUCUAGAGUUUGGUUUGGAGGUGGACAUUCGCGUUUACAUUAUAUAAAUCGUACUGUUAUAUUAGACACGACGAAAUUGGAACAUUGUCAGAAAGAAACAAUUUAUUUGAAGGAAAAUACACGUGAUAUUCAAUCACCUAUUAAAUUUCGCUUAAAUUAUUCAUUGAUACAAGAAGAACCAAUUAUGCCUGCUGAAGGAGAAUCUUUACCAGACAUAAAAAAUUAUCCUAUAUUAAACCAACAAGAAGCUGCUCGUGUAUUUGACGCAACCUUUCAAAAAGAUUGUGGUAAUAAUGAUAUUUGUGAAAGUGAUUUACAAGUACAAGCUCGGCUAAAUUUAUCAGCUUCUUCCGUGAAACCAAAUUUCUACGAACUCCUCUUGGGUGAAAGAGAAGAAGUUGUAGUGGAUAUAAAUGUGUCUAAUAUUGGAGAAUCUGCAUACGAAGCACAAUUAUUUAUUGUACAUUCUCCAAGCUUAAAUUAUAUUGCUAGCAAGAGUAAUGAUUCUAUAAGUUGCAAUUUACAUAAUAAUAGCUUAAUAGCAUGUUCUAUUGGAAACCCAUUUAAGAAAGAUAAAUUAUUAAAUAUACAAGUAAGAUUUGAUCCUAAAGAAUUAGAAGAUAAUAAAUCACAACUGGUAUUUGUAAUAUUUGCAAAUUCGACUUCAAAAGAAAUAAAAGAAAAAGAACCUGUAAAAUUACAAGCAACCGUAGUGAAGCGAGCAGAAUUAUCAAUUAAAGGGAGCGCGAAAAUUCAGUGGGCCCGUUAUGGUGGACCAGUUAUAGGAGAAUCUGCUAUAAAAUACUUAAAUGAAGUAGGACCUAAAGUUUCUCAUGUUUAUCAAGUAUUUAAUGAAGGCCCAUGGCGAGUAAGCAGCUUGGAAGUACGUAUUUCAUGGCCUUAUGAAGUUGCAAAUGAUAAAGCCCAUGGUAAAUGGCUUUUGUACUUAGAAGAACUACCGAUUAUACAAGGUUCAGGCGAUAGUGAAUGUAUACUACCACCAGGACAUGUGGUUAAUCCAUUGAAGUUACAGAACAGUACUAAUUAUGACGAUCUUGAUGGUUUGCAAUCUACGGUAUCUACUCCUACAUUACACAAUCAUACUAAUCACUUAAGAACUAAACGUGAUACAGAAAAAGUUGUUAAUACGCGAACUAUUAUUGAUAAAGAUGGUCACAGGCAUCAAGUGGUUUCAAUGAACUGUAAAGCAGGAACUGCAAAAUGUUUUGAUAUAACAUGCUUUAUAUACAAUUUACAAAGAAAACAAGAAGCAAUGAUAACUGUUAAAGCAAGAUUAUGGAAUUCUACUCUUGUGGAAGAUUAUCCAAAGGUAGAUCAAGUAAAAAUAAGUUCCAAUGCAAAAAUAGUUAUUCCGCCUAAUGUUGUGAUACAACAAGAAAAUUUAAAAGAUGAUUAUGCAGUUGCUGAAACAAUUGUACAUCCAGAUCUUCUUGAUCACCAAGAUGUUGAACCAGUGCCAAUUUGGGUAAUCAUAGUGGCUGUAGUAGCAGGUUUGAUACUAUUUAUUUUACUUACUCUGGUUCUCCGAAAACUGGGAUUCUUUAAAAGAAGACGACCAGAUCCCACAUUAUCAGGGAAUCUCGAAAAACAUAAAGAUGAUAAUCCCGAAAGUGAAGCAUUAUUCAAACGUUAAACGAAAAUACUUAAAUUCUUUUUCAUAAAAUAUCAUAUUUACUUAUACUUGGAGUACUUAUAAUGAACGAUAUCGCAAUGUUAGGCGUUCAAGAAGAAAGAACUAUGCCGUGUAAAGUUUAAGUAUUUGAAUGCAAGAAGUUCAGUAUCCAUAUUGUGAUAUGUUAACUUAUCUAUAGCUAUGUACUCUUUUGUUAAGAACAGUAUGAAAUUUCA